Molecule: messenger RNA, 3019 nt
Organism: Hyalella azteca
Lineage: Eukaryota; Metazoa; Arthropoda; Malacostraca; Amphipoda; Hyalellidae
Gene: Ilk
Product: integrin-linked protein kinase homolog pat-4
Exons: 11
Coding region: 172-1524 (450 amino acids)
Biological process (GO): cell-matrix adhesion; protein phosphorylation; substrate adhesion-dependent cell spreading
Cellular component (GO): focal adhesion; stress fiber
Molecular function (GO): ATP binding; protein binding; protein kinase activity
Source: RefSeq, a predicted model, not a curated record
CGAGAUGCCAAUGUAGCCUGGCUCAGUCAACUGUUCGCCUCUACGCGUGUAGCUGGUGUGGUCGUCUGGGCGGGGCUGGCCGAUAACGCAGGAACAUCUGAUCGUGUUUUACGACCUUUCCAGCUGGGAAAUUCUUGUUCCUACUAGACCGGACCAUCCCAGCCUGCCACCAUGGAUGACAUUUUCCACUGGUGCCGUGAAGGCAACAUGCUCCAAGUCAGGAUGUGGCUAGACGACACUGAGCAUGACCUCAAUCAAGGUGAUGACCAUGGAUUUUCCUUACUGCACUGGGCGGCAAAGGAGGGUCAGAUGAAUGUUGUUGAGCUUCUGCUGAGUCGAGGCUGCCGUGUGUCUCCCACCAACCUUGGUGACGACACCCCACUUCAUUUGGCUGCUGCUCAUGACCACAGAGACAUUGUUUGCACUCUUCUGCGUCAUCGUGCUGAAGUGAAUAAAGUGAAUGAGCAUGGCAAUACUGCCCUGCAUUAUGCCUGCUUCUGGGGCUAUGAGAACAUAGCUGAGGAUCUGAUUGAUGCGGAUGCUAGCGUUGCUAUUGCUAACAAGUAUGGCGAUGUUCCUCUGGAUAAAUGCAAGGGCUCUAUGGCAAAGCGGCUGCACAGCUUGGCUGUGCAGAAUGGACAGAAGCUUGAGAGGGUGGCCUUCAAGGAUCAGAGUUGGCUUGGCCUCAAGACUCGCAGCAGGGACGCAACUCUCUCCCGCCACAAGGGGAUCAACAUCCAAGACCUGUCACUCCAGCUGAAGAUUGCAGACACGCCGUCUGGCGAGAUGUGGCGCGGCCGUUGGCAGAAUAACGACAUCGUAGCCAAGAUACUCAGACUGAGGGAAGUAACCGACCGAAUCUGCCGCGACUUCAACGACGAGUUCCCAAAACUUAGGAUUUUCUCGCAUCCAAACGUGCUGCCGGUGGUUGGAUGCUGCAACUCGCCUCCCAAUUUGGUGGUGAUCACGCAGUACCUGCAGUACGGGUCGCUCUUCAACGUGCUGCAUCAGAGCGAUGGCAAUAUUGUGCUGGACACCUCGCAGGCCCUCAAGUGGGCCCUUGACAUCACCAAAGGCAUGGCCUUCAUCCAUUCACUGAACAAGAUAGUUCCAAACCUGUACCUGUCCUCGAAACAUGUCAUGAUUGACGACGACUUGACGGCCAAGAUCAGCAUGGCGGACGCCAAGUUCACCUUCCAAGAAAAAGGCAAAAUUUACUCCCCGCAGUGGUUCGCUCCGGAAGCUCUUGUGAAGAAACAAAAGGACCUGAACAUCAAGGCGGCUGACAUGUGGAGCUUCGCUAUAGUACUGUGGGAGAUGGCCACCAGGGAGGUGCCCUUCGCUGACCUCUCACCAAUGGAGGCCGGAAUGAAGAUCGCAACUGAAGGAUUGCGCGUGUCGCUGCCGCCUGGCCUGUCGCCUCACAUCUGCAAGCUCAUCAACAUCAGCAUGAACGAGGAGCCUGGCAAACGCCCAUCUUUCGACAUGCUCCAGCCAAUCCUCGAGAAGAUGUGCUCGCAGUAGUUAGAAUAUCGGACAACUAUCUUCUUCAACGGAGAUGCUUAGACUGUGUUGCCUGCAAGAACUUUUAUUAGGUUUCUGUGGUCAGCACCAGUAAAUGAUGCUUCCAUGCGUGGUCGUCUGAUGUGACCAUAGCCGGUCGAUCAGAACGACUGGUAACUCAAGUGCCUAGUUAAUUUCUCUGCAAAGUGCGAUUUCUCAUGUAAACGAUUGUGCUAACUUUUAACUUGUUGAAGAAGAUGCUUCGUACGACUCAAAAAUUGACCCUUCCAUGUUUAGUAACGGAAAUUAACUUAUGAUCUUCUCAGUCAAUAUUACGAGUAUGUGUCAAUUCCUGCUGAAUUAUGAAAGCUGCUAGUCUGUCUCAGAGUUGAAGCAAUUCUGUUGGCAUCUUUCGCUACUCUAAAUAUUGCCUUCACAUAGAUUAUAUUGUGGCUGGACUCUUCUUGUGCCUACGACUCUUGAUGUUUAGAGUUUUCUAACCCUAGUGCUUUUCAAACUGGAAUUAGUAUCACUAAAUUUGUUGAUGUGUGUCUUGAAAUGGCCUUAAAUUAUGUAUUCUUAAAUGUUGAAGUAUUAACAAAAUAAUUUUAAAGUGUGCAAUAUUAACAGCUAUUUGUCAAUAAAUGUAACUUUUAUUCGGCAGAUCUUUGCCUGGUUCAACUCAACUACUAUUAAGUUAAUUGAGCUCCUGCCAUUUGCUGAUGUUGCCAAUUUGUAGUGGCUACUUAAAUAAUAAGAAGCGAGGUUCCCAGCGCUCGCCUCAUGCAGUCGAAAAAUUAACAUUUCCGUGUCUUGCUGUGCCUCCGGUGACGUUGCGCGAGUUGUCUUCCUUCACUGCCUAAAUAUAACUUAAGUUAUAAUUAAGAACGAACUCUUCUCUAAGAUUUAAAUAGAAAUUUGCUUAUAUUUGUGCACCCGAUUGUUUGAAAUAAAAUGUGUAUAGUUUAAGUAUUAAACGAUGUUAGAACUUAUUGAGGACUGUAGUACAAAUUUAUUGCUGUAACGAAGCCUCUUGCUACUUACAAGUGUAUCAACACCGAGUUUCUAUCGUUCGAAGCUGCAUACGCUCACUCUUAAUUCCACCAAAGCGUGUAAGAUGAAAGUUAUAUCGGGUUCCACGCAUAGAAGCUUUGGUUCAGGACUAUUCUUGGUGAACUGGGACAUGUUAGCUGUGUCUGGUGCAGUAUCGUGUAUGUGGCGCAGUGUCAAGUAUAAGUUGCGUAUAACUCAAUAAGGCAAAGCUACCUUCUUUUUCAUUUGUACCUAGAUUUUGAUCUGCAUGCAGCAUCUUGCACAGCCUUGUGUGUCUUUAGAUUCUCGCAUAGGAAAUAGAAAAUAAAUCCACGGUUAUCGUACUUCAUUGUUCAUACCUCUGCAUGAAAAGUUUUGAAGCGAAUCUUAUGGGGCUGUGUCCUUAAUAUAUUCAUUGUUGUUUAUUAAUGAACGACUUACCUGUCUAUAGAAUCGAUAUCUUUAUUACAUGAUACUAAUUGAA